AGACCCUCUGUUCACCCCUGACUCCAGGGACCCCUGGAGGCUCAGUCCUUCAUGGCUGGAGAGCAUCAGUGUGAAAGCUACAGGCAGCUGGGCCAGUGUCCAUUGUGAGAGCCGGAGGGACACACCCUGCUGCUCAUGCCUGUGGGACUCGGCCAGGAGGAAGUCGGGGGCAGGACCUACGCCAGGUGCUGGCUGGCACAGUAUGGAGCGCCCGGGCAAGAUGGAGUUCUUCCAGAAGUUGGGCUACAGCCGGGAGGACGUGGUCAGGGUGCUGGGCAAGCUUGGAGAUGGUGCCCUGGUCAAUGAUGUGCUUCAGGAACUGAUCCAGACAGGCAGCCGCCCUGGGGCCCAGCAGAGCCCUGCCAGCAGCACUGGGCCCCUGCUCAUUCCCCGGGGCUCCUGCGGGGUCCCAGACUCUGCCCAGCGGAGCUUGAGGCCGGCCCUAGAAGACUGCGGAGACUCGGCCAGUUCCCUGCGGCCCAUAGUGAUCGACGGCAGCAAUGUGGCGAUGAGCCAUGGAAAUAAAGAAGCCUUCUCUUGUCGAGGAAUCCAGCUGGCUGUGGACUGGUUCAGGGACAGAGGACACACCUACAUCAAGGUUUUCGUCCCAUCCUGGAGGAAAGAGCCAUCACGAUCUGACACCCCUAUCAGAGAGCAGCACGUGCUGGAGGACCUGGAGCGGCAGGCCGUGCUGGUGUACACCCCGUCCCGCAAGGUGAACGGCAAGCGCGUGGUCUGCUACGAUGACCGCUACAUCGUGAAGGUGGCCUACGAGAAGGACGGCAUCAUCGUCUCCAACGACAACUACCGCGACCUGCAGAGCGAGAACCCCGAGUGGAAGUGGUUUAUCGAGCAGAGGCUGCUCAUGUUCUCCUUCGUCAAUGAUAGAUUCAUGCCUCCUGAUGACCCUCUGGGCCGCCGUGGACCCACCCUGAGUAACUUCCUGAGCAGGAAGCCGAGGCCCCCAGAGCCAUCCUGGCAGCACUGCCCCUAUGGCAAGAAAUGCACCUACGGCAUCAAGUGCAAGUUCUACCACCCUGAGAGGCCCCACCACGCGCAGCUGGCUGUGGCCGAUGAGCUCCGCGCCAAGACGCGGGCCUGGCCUGGCGGGGGCGCCGAGGAACCGCGGCCACCGAGCGCCCGGGGCGGCCCCGCAGCUGCCCGGCCGAUUUCCGCGGAACCCGUCGCGCACCGCCUCCAGCCCGCGUCGCAGGCCGCGGACCUGGCCGCCCUGCGAGCGAGCUUCUCCAGGCUGGCCUUCAGCGACGACCCCGCCUGCGGCUUCGCGCUCCCGCCUCUCGGGCCUGACUGGGUGCCCCCCGGCGGCCCGGCGCCCGGGCCCUCGUCCUCGCGGGCGGGCAUCUUCGCCACUCCGGGGCCUACGUGCCCCGGGGCGCUGGCGGCGGGCCCGCGCAGCCUCCCUGGACCGCAGAGGCCGUUCUCCCCGAGCGACCUCUCGUUGCCGCAAGUUCAGCCAGGGGGCGGACAUGGGCGCGGGGACCUGCACGGUGACCUGCUUCCCCAGCACAGACCGCCAGACGACCCGUGGGCCCGCCGGGCCGGAUCCGACCACUUUCUGGGUGGCUCGGUCUGGGCGGAGUCGUCUUGGGGCGACGGCGCUUUUGGGGGAAAUUUGGGGUCUGCUCCCAGGGCGGUUGACGGUGAGGUGGACGCCCGUGCCAGGGUGCGCAGCGCGCUCUGCAGCGUCUUCCCUCCAGACCAGGUGGACAGCGUGUUGGCAUCAUUUCCCGCCCUCUCCGACUUGGCCAGGAUCCUCGUUGUCAUGCAGCGAUCCCAAAGGGCUGGCACGCCACUGGGAAACCCCUAAGGGACCUAUCCACGGCAUGGAAUGGCCCAGUCUUGCCUUGCAGCUUGGACUGUGGACGACAGUUGCCAGCCUGGACCUGAGUCAGCCCCUUCGCCUGCCAAAUGGUCAGGGGAGCCUGCUUCCUGUUCCUCAGUUGUGUGUGCCCCAUGGUGGCACUUGGUGACUGUCACUGAGGUCUGGGCCUGCUGUGUGGAGGGAGUGAUUUCGGAUGUGCUUCCAAGACUGCAGGUUCCGCAGCUCCAAGGCUUUGUCCAAAACAAAGUAUCUUUGUUUUGGAUACUGGGCGUUGAACCCAGGGCUUUCCACCACUGAGCUUCACCCCCAGCCCUUUUUAAAAUGUUGAGAUUGAGUUUCGUCAAACUGCCUAGCAUGGAACUUGUGAGCCUUGGCUCAGCCUCUGGAGUUGCUGAGAUUAUAGGACUGCGGCUCCACACCAAGCUCUAAACAGAGCUGUGUUUGUGCCUAGCCAUAAGUGGCAUCCACAGGUGGGUCACCACACACACACUCAACAGAACAGGAACUAUCGGAGCAGAGUGCAUGUCAUCAGACUGCAUAUCAACUCUUGUUAAUGUGUAAACUUAACUUGGGUCAUGGUCAAAAGUUUCAAUGAGACCGGGAAAGGAUCUUGAAUUCAUUGCAUCAAGAAAUGUUUGAAAUAUAUAGUCAGGUGGCCAGGGGAAGUUCUGGUAUCUGGACGUUCGCUAUUGCUAACCUCACUCACAAGGGGAACCCAGCCUUGUGUGACUGUGCUGGGUAAGGGUGUUAGAGGUGUAUUUGAUCCUGAGGGUCUGCUUAUGGGGCCUUCACCCACUUUCUACACACAUAUCACACCACCCAAGCAUCACGCAGAUAUAUAACACAUCACACACAUACACACGCGAGCGUGUGCACGUAUGCAUACAUACACUUCUUCACUCAGGGUUUCACUUCUAUUUUUUUAAAGUCAUCCAUCGUGGUAGUUUCCAGAACAAGCCCUUCUAAGCCACACUUACAAUAAACUGGUGACCAAGAGUCACGAUUUUUUUUUUUUCUCUAAAGCCUCCAGGUGAGUCAGUGGAGGGCUGGGCUCUCCUGGAGGUAUAGAACCACCUCCCACUUGUGUUGCUUCUGCAGGCUGCUACUGCUCUAGGGCUUUGGGAGAAGAGGCCCACCCAUUAAGGAGAGAUAAGAAAGGGACAGUGCUGCCAGAGCUUGGACCCCUGCAUCCUCAGGGGCCCUGGCAUAUCCAGGUGGCACCCACCCAUUCUGGUUACGGUGGCAGCUCUCCAGAUUGGGGCUCGUGGGUUCAUUUGCAGACUUGGUAACGCAGCCAUCCAGAGAGAGCUGAGGCACCUGCCAAUGGAAACCCAGUCCCCAACACCUGCAAGUUCCUGUUGUUGGGCAAAUGCACUGGGAAACUCUUUCCGGUGUAUUUUUAGGUUGUUACAAGCCCUCUUAUCUGUGAGAAAUACUGACCAUGAAGAUAUAGCAAUGCGACGCUUUCCCGUGACUUCUUCCUCUUUUUAAGUUAGAUUCUCAGGGAGCUUGAGGCAGGAGAACUGCAGGUUUGAAGCAUCUGGGGCAACUUAGCUAGAUCCUGUCUCAGAAUAACUAUUUAAAAUGGGUUGGGGAUGUAGUUCAAUAGUAGGGCCUUGCCUAGCAGGCAUAAUGCCUUUGGUUCAAUCCCUAGUACCGCAAAAAGCAAAUAAACAAGGGAAAUAAACAAAAAAAUCAUUCUCAGCAUGGUUUUAGCAAGAUCUGUUCCCCACCUCCUUUUCUCAAGGUGGACACUGUACCCACGGCGUUGCCUUUUCCUAUAUCAAUCAGAUUUUCCUCAUGAUGGACAAGACACGCUCUCGAUUAGGGCUGCUUUUUGUUUCCCUGGCUUUUGAUGGGGAAUCAGUACAUUGCUAAUUUACAGUUGGAAAUGUUUAAGUUGCUUCCUAUGAGGACAAGUUUUGAGUUUUAGUAAGCUGUAAAGCUAUUUUCCUUGGUCUGCUGUGAUUAAGACAAGUACAAAAGAAAAAAAAAAAAAAACGUGAAGAAACAGCACAUUUCAAGUGUAAUCCCCUUUGGAAAUUUUCCAAAGUCUUAGUAUGUCUUUGUGACA
Molecule: messenger RNA, 3917 nt
Organism: Sciurus carolinensis (gray squirrel)
Lineage: Eukaryota; Metazoa; Chordata; Mammalia; Rodentia; Sciuridae
Gene: Zc3h12d
Product: zinc finger CCCH-type containing 12D
Exons: 6
Coding region: 203-1828 (541 amino acids)
Biological process (GO): 3'-UTR-mediated mRNA destabilization; nuclear-transcribed mRNA catabolic process, RNase MRP-dependent
Cellular component (GO): nucleus; cytoplasmic ribonucleoprotein granule
Molecular function (GO): metal ion binding; mRNA binding; RNA endonuclease activity
Source: RefSeq, a predicted model, not a curated record